Molecule: messenger RNA, 1262 nt
Organism: Camarhynchus parvulus
Lineage: Eukaryota; Metazoa; Chordata; Aves; Passeriformes; Thraupidae
Product: aurora kinase B-like
Biological process (GO): protein phosphorylation; regulation of cytokinesis; mitotic spindle organization
Cellular component (GO): spindle midzone; spindle pole centrosome; spindle microtubule
Molecular function (GO): protein kinase activity; ATP binding
Source: RefSeq, a predicted model, not a curated record
GCUGAUGGAGGAGUGUGCCGACGCGCUGCUGUACUGCCACGGGCGCAAGGUGAUUCACCGCGACAUCAAACCCGAGAAUCUGCUGCUCGGCCUCAAGGGGGAGCUCAAGAUCGCCGACUUCGGGUGGUCCGUGCACGCGCCGUCCCUCAGGCGCCGCACGCUCUGCGGCACGCUGGAUUACCUGCCGCCCGAGAUGGUGGAGGGCGGCGGGCACGACGAGAAGGUGGACCUGUGGUGCCUGGGCGUGCUGUGCUACGAGCUGCUGGCCGGGCACCCGCCCUUCGAGAGCCCCUCGGCCGCCGACACCUACCGCCGGAUCACGCAGGUGGACCUGCACUUCCCGCCGCCGAUCCCAGGGGGCGCUCGGGAUCUGAUCCAGCGGCUGCUGCGGCGGGAGCCGGGGCAGCGCCUGAGCCUCAGGGGGGUGCUGGGGCACCCCUGGGGGGAACAUUCCAGAAGGGUGCUGCCCCCCGGCUACUGCCCCUGACCCCUGACCCCUGACCCCUGACCUCUGACCAUCCCGGUGCUGGGGCACCCCUGGGUCAGGGAACAUUCCAGAAGGGUGCUGCCCCCUGGGUACUGCCCCCCCUGACCCCUGACCUGUGACCCCUGACCAUCCCUGAUCCCCCUUGGACCCACUGACCCUUGACCCCUCCAGAACCCUCUGGACACUGCCCGCUGACCUUUGACCCCUUGGACAAUGACCCCUGACCCCCGGGACCCCCUGGACACUGACCUUUGACCCCUUGGACACUGACCCCCCAUGACCCCCUGGACACUGACCUUUGACCCCUUGGACACUGACCUUUGACCCCUCAGGACCUUCAGACACUGCCCAGUGACCUUUGACCCCUCAGAACCUUUGCACACUGACCCUUGACCCCCUGGCCGCUGACCUUUGACCCCCCAGGACCUUCAGACACUGCCCACUGACCCUUGACCUUUGACCCCCCCGGACCCUCUGGACACUGACCUUUGACCCCUUGGACACUGACCUUUGACCCCCCCCCUCCACCCAAAUUUGGGAGGUGGGGGGAUGGGCACAGCCCCUCCCCCACCCCGGGACCCCCAAAUCCCCUUGGGGGGGGAGGGGCUGGGGGUGCCCCUCCCCCAUCAUUGGGGUGCCCCUCCCCCAUCAUUGGGGGGUCUCCCCCUCCCCCUUUUAUUUUUGGGGGGGGUCCCAGCCCCAUUUUUGGGGGGGGCUCCUCCCCCUGCUGCCAUUUGGGGUCCCCUCCCCCCCCGUUAUUUGGGGUGGGGUCUCC